This is a messenger RNA of Funneliformis geosporum, 357 nucleotides long. The record is from the annotation of a GenBank genome assembly. NCBI's taxonomy places the organism in Eukaryota, Fungi, Glomeromycota, Glomeromycetes, Glomerales, Glomeraceae.
AUAUCUGUAAAGGUGGUGCUCCAUAUCUGUUAAGAUUUGCAUGUCUUUUCGAUUCAAGAAUUAUGUGCUUAUCAACCUAUUUAUUGAUAGAUAGUGGAGAUGAAGGUGGUGAUAAUGGAAACGAAGAUGAUAUUAACAGAAAUAAUAGUGAUGGUGGUAAAAAUGGAAAUAGUGAUGGUAAUAGAGGUGGUAAAAACAGAGAUAGGAAUAAAGGUGAUGUACAUAAAAAUGGAGAUGAUAGAAAUGAAGAUAGUGGUGGUGAUGGAAAUGAAGAGGUGAAUGAAGAUAAUGAUUGUGAUGACAAUGAAGGUGGUAUAGGUAAUGAAAUCGAAGAUAAUAGUGAUGAGAAUAGAGGUA